Messenger RNA from Chaetura pelagica (chimney swift), 1005 nucleotides. RefSeq lists its product as uncharacterized. The transcript has 6 exons. Bases 1 to 1005 code for a protein of 334 amino acids. NCBI's taxonomy places the organism in Eukaryota, Metazoa, Chordata, Aves, Apodiformes, Apodidae. The record is from RefSeq and is a predicted model, not a curated record.
AUGGAUUUCAGCUUUCCUUUUACUCUGCAGUGCUUGCUGGUGAUAAUAACUGUUACUCAUGGCUCUGUCACCUGGACUGGUGUGCUCAGCGGCAGCUCAGCAGUCUUUUCGGUGGGGAUUCAAAGCCUGCAGAACCUCUCCAGAAUGAGCAAGCGGGACGCCAGGUGCCUGACAGUUGUCUUAAAUGAUACUUUGUUGGCUGAAUGUGGCACAUCUGCCAGGAGAUGCCUGAAUUUGCAGAAUGGCUCCCUAGUACUGAGGAGCGUGGAGAAAGAGGAUGAAGGAAAAUAUGAGUUUGUUUUUCACAACACCACCAGAUUUUUUACACUGGAAGUAUUUGAGCCAGCCAUCAGCAUCCAGUGCUUCCCUAACGGGACUGGAGAAUUGUCCUGCAACGUGACCAGCAACGAGAGCACCAGCUUUCGGUGGCUGCUGAACGGCACCGCACUGAGUGUCCCUGAGGCUUGUGUGAAGGAUGGUGGGAAGAAGGUUCACCUGGACAAAACCGUGCCCGGGGAAUUUGUAUGUGAAGUUUACCACGGGAACACCGUCACAAGGACCAGGCCCGUUGCGCUGUCUUGCAACUAUGGAGACCUACUGCAGUACCCGUGGUUCAUUUACAUUCUGGCAGGGUGCACAGGGAGUGCCCUUAUCCUGCUGGUGGUUGUGUCCUCAAUCAUAUGUUGCUGCAUGAAGAGGAAACACAAGUUCAUCCCAGUGCCUUCAGAGGAGAAGGAUGAUGGACUUACAAUGUCGGUGAUCUCCAGCGAAGGUGUGAAGAGCCCCCCCAACGGAGACCAUGUGGAGGCUCAAGCUGCCCAAACUGACUGCCCUCCGAAGCCUGAUGCUGCCCGGACAGGUCAAGGUGUUGAGCCCCAGCCACUGGUGGAAGAAAACGUACCAGUGGAGAUAGAGCCUGAGGAACUGCCAGACCCAGAGGUCAUAGUUGAUGUGGAGAGCCAGGAAAAUGCCUCAGACUGUUUCCCAGAUCCAACUGAUGACUGA